Molecule: messenger RNA, 1569 nt
Organism: Knipowitschia caucasica
Lineage: Eukaryota; Metazoa; Chordata; Actinopteri; Gobiiformes; Gobiidae
Source: the annotation of a GenBank genome assembly
AUGUCUACGGCUACCACCCCCGCCAAAGGGUCGGAUCCGAAGCCGAAGGAGGCUGCAUCCCGCUCAUGCCCUGCGUCAUGCGGGUCUGCCAUCUCAGGCAGGGACCCUCACCCAAUGUGCAUAACCUGCAUGGGCGCUAAACACGCUCAGGCAGCGCUCGCUGACCGUGAGUCCUGCGGGUAUUGCUCAUCUAUGCCUGAGAAAAUAUUGGAGAGGAGGCUCAGAGUUGCGGUGGCUCAUCCCCAGGACCCGUUGCUGGCGGGGACCACCGAUAAACCCACAGCCGACACUCAACAGCCCCGUAAGAGUGAACUAUGGUCAGAUAUGCUGAAUGACGAUGACGCUGAUAUGCCGCCAUUAUUCGAGGACCUGCUCGAAGUGGACCCAGGCGACGAGGGCGCAGACGGCGAUGAUGCCGCUUCUGACUUCCUCGAGGCUGUGGAUAUGGAUGAUGUGGAGGAGGACUCUACAUUCCCAGCGGCCCAGUCCCGACCCUCCAGCGCAUCUGAGGCUGCGACUCCCGUCGAUAGCAGCCUAUAUGAUGUGUGCAAGCGCGCUGCCGCCAAGCUUAACAUAACCUGGCCAGCCGCUGUAGAUGCGGAGGAUGGGGAAAGGGAUUUAUAUGACGGUAAACGGCUCCCGCCAGCGCAUCCACCUCCGAAGCAACUUCUCCCUGCUGUCAGCGCGUGCAUGAGAGAGGUGGGGAGGUUUUGGAAUAACCCACUUAGGAGCAAGCUUCCUGUACAGGGCUAUUCAAAGCUGGAGAUCCAUGGGAUGAGGGAGCUGGGGUUGGCCGAACCCCCAGCGGUGGAGCCUUCAGUGGCUUUUCACCUCCAUCCUAAUCGCCGUUCCGUCUCAGCCUCAAGUCAGGUUUCCCUGCCCACAAAAUCAGAGAGAGUUACAUCCUCCAUUCUGCAACGCAUGUACAGAUAUGCUUCUCAAUCUGCAUGCGUACUGAAUACUGUGACUUUACUGUCCGGUUAUCAAGGGGAACUACUUGAGGAAAUGGGACAACAGCUGGACUCCGGGUCUCCUAACCCGGUCCUCUGGGAGGAAAUCUGCGUGGUAAAUGACCUCAUCCUACGCUCUACUCGUGGAGCUGUCCAGGGCUGCGGCCAUGUCAUGGGACUGGCCGUAGCGGGUGAGAGGGGUCUAUGGCUCAACCACUCAGGUCUGACAGACACUCAGAAGGCUGAAGUUAUGGACAGUACUUAUGACCCUACCAAAGGUCUAUUUGGUCCGGCCCUGGAGAAGAUGAAGGAGACCAGUACCCUCCGUAAAGAGGAGGGUGCGGCCUUUAAUCUUUGUCUGCCAAGGAAACAACCUCCUCGUCCAGCGCAGCCCCAGAGAGCGGGCCCCUCUGGACAGACAGGCCCCAGGGUUCCCAGGGCGGGCCCUGGGCCGCAGAGGGGGGCAACCCAGCACCCUGGCCAGCAUUCCAACCAGCAUUCUGGCCAGCAGCAACGGCCAGGCAACUCCAGACCAUGGGGAAAACACUCCUAUGCUGCGGCUGCAGCAAAAAACCGCUCUUCUCAGCCCGGGGAGAGCAAAAAGAAGCGCAAUUCCUAG